This is a messenger RNA of Caretta caretta (loggerhead turtle), 3673 nucleotides long. RefSeq names its product BUD13 spliceosome associated protein (gene BUD13). NCBI's taxonomy places the organism in Eukaryota, Metazoa, Chordata, Testudines, Cheloniidae. Gene Ontology annotation, molecular function: RNA binding. Gene Ontology annotation, cellular component: U2-type spliceosomal complex; RES complex. Gene Ontology annotation, biological process: mRNA splicing, via spliceosome. The record is from RefSeq and is a predicted model, not a curated record.
CAGGCGGUUUCCGGUGCGCGCCGCGCGCCGUUUUGUCCCCGUCGCCGCCCCGUCCGCCCCGCCGCCAUGGCGGCCCCGGGCCUGUCCAAGGCCGAGUACCUGCGGCGCUACCUGGGCGGGGCCGCGGCCGAGCCCGAGGGCGGCAGGCGCAAGCGGAGGAAGAAACCGCCGGGGAGCGGCGGCAGGGGGAUGCGAAUAGUGGAUGAUGAUGUGAGCUGGAAUAGCAUUUCUGCUGCACAAGAGAAAGAGGAGGAGGAAGAGGAUGAAGGGGAUCUGCCUGUGGUGGCAGAGUUUAUUGAUGAGCGUCCAGAAGAAGUGAAACGGAUGGAAGAAUUCCGGACAAACAAUAAAUGGAAGCUUUUAGGAGAUCAGAAUGAAGAUUCACAAAGCUCAGACCUUUCUCUAGCUGCCAAGUCUAUAGCAAGUUCAGAAACCACAAAACAAAAGAAAAUUAAACACUCGUCUGAACCAUCACCUCCCAGGAGAGGUCGCCAUGAUUCACCUGAGAGCUCUCCACCCAGGAAGCAGCGUCAUGAUUCUUCAGAUGAGUCUCCAUCCAGGAAUCAGCGCCGCGACUCGCCGGACCUGUCGCCGCCCCGGCGGGGCCGCCGCGACUCGCCGGACCUGUCGCCGCCCCGGCGGGGCCGCCGCGACUCGCCGGACCUGUCGCCGCCCCGGCGGGGCCGCCGCGACUCGCCGGACCUGUCGCCGCCCCGGCGGGGCCGCCGCGACUCGCCGGACCUGUCGCCGCCCCGGCGGGGCCGCCGCGACUCGCCGGACCUGUCGCCGCCCCGGCGGGGCCGCCGCGACUCGCCGGACCUGUCGCCGCCCCGGCGGGGCCGCCGCGACUCAGUGUCAGGGAAAAAAAGCAACAAAACUAUGGACAAAUCGCUACCAGGAGGAAUCCAAGGAGAGCGAUCUAAUCUGAGAUCCGGCUUCCCACACAAGUCCUCAUCGCAUCAUAAGCAGCAGAUAACUCCAGAUCUUUCACCCCCCAGGAAGAACAGAGACAAUUCUGACCUAGCCACAUCACCAUGUCAGAGAAAGAGAACUGGAUCACCUAAUGGGCUGAAAAAACAAAGCAGCACAAGAGGCGUUUCUCCAGCCAAUAAAAAGCCUAAACAGGCUCUGUCGCCUAAAAGGCGCAAGAGGCAUGACUCUGAUUCUUCACUGCCACGGAAGAGUUCCCAGGAUUCCUCUGAUUCUGACCUUUCCCCCCUUCGGAACAGUCGCAGACCAGGCCUGCUACACCGUGACUCCCACUCCAAACUCUCUCCUCCCAAGAGGAAUCAGAACACAUCUUCGGAUUCUGAUUUAUCUCCUCCCCGAAGGAGUCAGGCAGCUGGAAAGAAACUCCACAGUUCAAGGAGCUCUCCUAGCCUCUUGCCUCCUCGUCGAGGCCCAGAUUCUAAAAGAUCUUUUCAGGGGGAGAGAGGAGAGGACCAGAGGGCCAGCCAGAUGCUGUCUGGGGGUAAAGCUGGCUUGGUGUCAGCCGACCUGCUGCGGAGAGAACAGCAGGAGCACAGGAGACAUGACAGAAAUAACAAACACUUGGAAGAUGAAUCCCAAAAUGCUGAAACAGUCUUUCGAGACAAAUCAGGCCGCAAGAGGGACCUUACGCAGGAACGACUUGAACAGCAGAAGAAGGCGGAGGCGAAAUCUGAGAGAGAUGAGCUGUAUGCCAAGUGGGGCAAGGGCCUGGCUCAGAGUAGGCAGCAGCAGCAGAAUGUGGAGGAUGCAGUAAAGGAGAUGCAGAAGCCAUUGGCUCGUUACAUUGAUGACCAAGACUUGGAUCAGAUGCUUCGAGAGAAGGAAAGAGAAGGGGACCCCAUGGCUAACUUCAUCAAAAAGAAGAAAGCCAAAGAGAGCAAGGAUAAGAGAGAGAAGCCCAGGUACAAUGGACCAGCACCUCCCCUGAACAGGUUUAACUUAUGGCCUGGGUAUCGCUGGGAUGGAGUGGACAGGUCCAAUGGGUUUGAACAGAAGCGCUUUGCCAGGCUAGCCAGCAAGAAGGCAGUUCAGGAGCUUGCAUAUAAAUGGAGUGUUGAGGACAUGUAAACAAAAGAGAGAACCAAAUGGAAGACUGCUCCUGGCUCCCUGGCAGGGAGGAAGAGAGACCUCAGUACACCUAAUGCCGUUGCAAGAGCUGUAAGAAAUGGCUUAUUCUUCCCUGAACACCUCUUCUCCAUAGCAUUUAGUGUUAAAGAGGACUACCUGGGGAUGACAAGGCUGCCUCUAAAGGAAAGUUCAAGAUGUUCCUGGAAGAGGAUGAAAACAGGUCACUCUGUCCAGGCAGGCAGAGAGGAGAAGGGGGAAACUUUGGGUCCCUUGAGCACAGAGAAGAACUUCUACAGCUUUACUGCAAGCAGCCAACAGGUUGAAUGCAGAGGCAAAGUGCAGUAUCCUGCUACCUGCAGGAGCUGUUCUGCUCUCUUGGACCUGCUGUGAGAUGCAGAAGAGACACCAGUUUCUGGCAUUAAUAUUUUUUUAACAAAUUAUAUAUAAAUACAUUUGUAACCCUAUUUUCAGCCAAACUCCUGGUCCCCUGGAGGUGUUUUUGGGAUCUGUUGGUUUUCAGUUGUGUCCCAAAUCUCAGGUGCUUCUCUGGGGUGCGGAGAGGAUUAAAGAAAACUACUUCAUAGAAUAAUUAUGCUUUUGCGUGUCAAGAUUGUAAACCGAAAGUUGAGAUUUCAGCUGUGGGGAGCUCAACAGGUAUUUGUAGGCAGUGGUGGCAGCUCGUGCUUUAAUACCAUCAGCUGGCUUGUCGCUGUUGUGCCUCAGAAAGUCUGCCUGAUGUCAUUGCUAAGGAGCCUGAAGUGGCUUUUCUGUCCCGCAAUGUGUGGAUUCCUCGACUGGCAGUGAAAGUUGUAAAGCAGAAGCCCCUCUUGCUCUUAGCUGUGAGCUAAGCUAAGUAGACGAAUAUUUCCUACAAUGCCUUGUUCCAUAUGGUGUAACAUCACUAUCUGGUCCCUUCCUAAAUGGGGUUUUUUGAGAGAGGGGUGUGGGGGAGAAACUCUUUUGUUGUAUUUGACAAAAAACCCAUCCUGGCUAAAAGCUCUGGCAGUUGGUCUGGGUUAACUGCUUAUGGAAAGAUGCAGGUAAUGGUGGAUUUAAAUGUACUACCCUGAAUGUGAUUUUCUUUUGAGUAUCUGAUGGCAAGGGGUUGGUCUCUAUCGAGCGGUCUGAUAGUAACAGCUAGCUUGGCAGUUGCAUAGUCACAGCCUUGCUGUUUGCACGUUUGUUUAAACCUGAAAUCUAACUUUCAGAACAGAUGACCACUCUGCCAAGACUCUGAGCCACAGUUAAGGGAGAGACAAUGUGGCCUGGUCCCUCCUGUUGAGAAAGCACCUCUGAUCUCACAGGCAGCUGGAGUUUUCUCUUGUUUACUUUGCAGAGAGAAGGUGUUGAAUGCCCCAGCUGUUUCCAUGGAAGGUCCUUGCCUUAGUAGCAGUCUGGGUCUUGGGAUAGGAAUUAGGCUCCCAUGGUUCUCAUGCUGCAUGAGAGUGCUGGGUGGGAAGUAUAGUGCAAACGUUUUCUUAGGAAAUGUGAUUCUUGGGGUGAUGCUUUCUCCUGGUCAAAAGGUCAUGCUCCUUUUUUAUUUAACAGGUUAAAUUUCUAGCAGUCCUGUAACCUGGAUGUACAAUUGUAAAUAAUAACUUUGUUUUUUAGCUGG